AUGUGGGUUUAUUAUGUGAAAUUUAAUAUUGUUUUCUUUUUAAAGUUUAAUUUACAUUUGAAUAUGUUAUUUACUACAAUUAUUGCGCUCGUUAGAACCGGAGACCUAUUUUACUGGAAAAGAGGUAUUCUAUCUCAGUCCUCACGGCUGACAACGCAUCUGCAUUUUAAUUCGCAAACAAAGAUAGAUGUAGAUGUCUAUGGGCCACAGCAACUACUUACCAUCAGGUGGACCGUGUGCUCGUUUGUCUCCCUUAUAGAAUAA
This is a messenger RNA of Parnassius mnemosyne (clouded apollo), 264 nucleotides long. NCBI's taxonomy places the organism in Eukaryota, Metazoa, Arthropoda, Insecta, Lepidoptera, Papilionidae. The record is from the annotation of a GenBank genome assembly.